GCCUCCCCAGCGUCCCUUUAAACGCCAAAUGUCAAACGGGAGCAGCCAAUCAACCCAGAGGAAAUUAAACCCGCUGAAGUAAAUGAACAGACGAUGCAGAUCAAAUUUCAAAAUCCCCAGGUGAACGAGAUAAAGCUAAUGGGCUGUCCGACCGGCAUCUAGACCUCAGACUGGAUCCAUGCAGGAAUAUUAACCUCUUUGUAAUUAUGGCUGAUGAGUAUCCAGAGCAAAAUACAUUAUCAUCCUUAAUCAAAAAGCCUCCAUCAGACUGUACAGAAGCUGAACAAGAUAGCGACAGUGUGUGGAGCAGUGCCUCAGAGUGCCAGAGUGAGAUUGAAAGCAGAGGAACGUCAUCAGCCGAAUUAUUCUCCAAUGAACCUCCUACAGUGCGAGUGAGACCAGAUGACGGGGAUGAGAUUGAGACAUUAAUCCGAGCUGCAGAGUUGCUGGCAUUAGAAAGAGCAAAGCUUCAACAGUCUAACUUCAAUACAUCAGGGGAUAUAUCAGCUUCUAAGGAAAACACACCAAAGGGCCCUCAACAAGAGCUAAAACUUAGCACUCCCUUGAACAAUAUAAAGAACUAUUACAGCCAUUCACAAAAAUUUGUUGGGGAUAUUGAUUCAGGUUAUUUUGGCAACAAUAAAGAACCUAACAGAGCUGAUGAAGCUGUGACUUCCGUAAGCUUUCUUCAUGAAUCUAAUAUACAAGCUGCAAAUGGAGUAAAUGGAAAGGUCACUCACGUGUAUUCCUUCAAUAACGACAUACCAAGAAAUCACUGUCAUUCAUCGCACAGCACCAGCAGAGAUUCACAGACCAGAGAUCACUUCUUCAUACCCAGCCUUGAGACAGCAGGCAAAAUGAACGUGGAUGAUAUACCACGAUUAUCUCUAGAUUCCAUGGGCAGCAUGAAUCAUGACAGAGAGGCCUACGAGGAGAGAACAAGAGUAAGCAAAGAUGUGAAAGAAGUGUGUAAUUCUUCGAUCAGAGAGUUUGCAACCGAAGAAUCUCAGAAUCCUCAAGGAAGACCAUCAUUAAGGGGACUUAGUGAUGGCGUUCCAUUUCAUGAGAGUUUUAGGAAUGGGACCUCAGUUGAGAUGUCAACCGCUGUACAUGACGAGUGCAGUAAACUGUUGAAGUUUUCCCUCAACUCAACCAGCAGCCUUGCACAUGUUCUGAGGCUGUUGCGCCAGGUGUUGACUUUGCAGCUGAAAACAGAAACCUCUUGCGUAGCUGAUAACGCACUUGAAGAGCUAGAGGAAUAUGAAGCCCAGCAUUCUAGCUUGGAGGCCAAGCUUAACUCGACAGCAGUCCAGCUACAGGGAGUUGUGUCUCAGAUGCAGGGUGUAGAAGCUCGUCUACUAGAGCAGGAGGAGGAUGCAGCUCGGACGGAUCAGUGUGUUAUGCAGUUGUUGCAACAAGUUGAAGAAGGACUCUCAACAAGUGGCUUAGAGCAUUUCAUGGCCAUCACUUCUCCAAGAAGACGAAGCACCUUGCGGACCUUAGAAGAUAUUACAUCAGCAAUGACUCUCUUGCUUGGAGAACUCAAAAGGAAAACGUCACGUUCACGCAGUCUAGAAGAGGAGCUCCAGCGGUGUGCCCAUGAAAUAGACUCGCUGAGAGAGGCUGUCCUCCAGAAAGAAGCAAGAAUGAGAACUUCAGAUCUUGAACUUCUGCGCCUCAAGGAACACAACAGCCGGGACUACACCUCCCUGAAGCAGUGCUUGGCACAAGCGGAGGAGAGCCUGAACGACUCACACACAGAGAGAGCACGCUUAAGUGAGCUCAUUAAGAAACAGACAGCUGAGCACGAGGGGACAAGACAAAGGCUUCAGCACCAAGUUUCCGAGCUUCAGCGAACAUUGGACGCAAGAGUAAGUGAACUGGAACACGGUCUCCAUAAUGCUCUUAAAAAGAAUCAAGCAGAUGAGUCGACAAUAAAUGAGCUUCGGAAUCAGCUCAGCCUCAAAGCAGAUCAGGUCAAACUGGUAGAUGAAGAGAAUGGACUUUUGGUUGAAGGGUUGAGAUCAACUCUGAAGCACCAGCAAGCAGAAAUAGAGCAGUUACGCUUUGCAGUUUGACUCGACAGUGGCUGAAAAGCAGAGCCUUUCAAAGAGGGUUGUUGAUCUAGAGACUGAACUGCAUGCGGAACAAGAAACACAUCAGAGAGUCCAAGAGGAAGCAUCAGAAUUAAGGUCUGAUGUUCGAAAUCUGAAAGUCGAGCAUGCUGAAACUCUGAAGGUCUUACAAGACAAGGUGGAUAAUAGCAUGGCUGUGA
Messenger RNA from Penaeus chinensis, 2275 nucleotides. RefSeq lists its product as uncharacterized. NCBI's taxonomy places the organism in Eukaryota, Metazoa, Arthropoda, Malacostraca, Decapoda, Penaeidae. The transcript has 14 exons. The record is from RefSeq and is a predicted model, not a curated record. The coding region runs from base 207 to 2078 and encodes 623 amino acids.